Molecule: messenger RNA, 1440 nt
Organism: Cicer arietinum (chickpea)
Lineage: Eukaryota; Viridiplantae; Streptophyta; Magnoliopsida; Fabales; Fabaceae
Biological process (GO): lipid homeostasis
Cellular component (GO): membrane; endoplasmic reticulum
Source: RefSeq, a predicted model, not a curated record
AUAUAUGUAAAAAAAAAAAAGUACUAUUAUUCCAUCACUGCAGAAAAUAUGGGAAAGAAAAUUAGCGGUUGGAACUUUGCAGUUACGUAACAAAAUUCUAUUGGAUAUCGGAAUCUAACAAUCUUUUCAUGAUCUUCAUCCUUAUAGGGUUUUCUGAGAAUUUUCCAAAUCAAUCAAUGCGUGCCUGAAUGCAUCUCAAAACGACGAAAUAUUAGAUCCCCACUCCUCCGUAGUUUCAAUUCAUCACAAACUCGCUAAAUCCCAUAUUACAUUAUCGUUUGACUGGUUUCCUUGCUGCACUAUGGACAUAGAGUCGUUGACUGAAUUUUCCAAUUGUCAUUUUCCCUGAGCUGAAUACAAAUAACUUCUUAUAAAGGUGCUUUUAGGUGGAUAGCAAAAGAGAAUAUACAGUCUAAAAGAGAUUUCUCAACCAACAGGGUAGUGCUGCAAUGUUGGCCUCUAGAGAAAUGAUGACUUUCCAAUCUUACCAGGACCAGGCUAACUUAUUCGUGAAGGAUUAUUUACUAGCAGACUCUUGGAUUCCGUAUACUUCUAUUGUUGGUGGCAUUUUUGCUUGCAAACUGAUCUAUGAUCUUACUCAGCUUGUGUGUACUAAUUACUUUAAGAGCUAUUCCAGCUUCUCAAAAAUUCAACGUAUUGAAUGGAAUAACCGAGCUAUAUCAACUAUUCAUUCAGUUUUCAUAACAACUAUGUCAUUAUACUUGGUGUUUUGCUCAAAUUUGUUUUCUGACAACCAGUCUACUGAACCUAUUACAGUUCGAAGCUCUUCAUUGUCAACAUUUGCACUGGGGGUUUCUGUUGGUUACUUCAUUUCUGAUUUUGCGAUGAUUCUUUGGUUCUUUCCUUCUCUUGGUGGAUAUGAGUAUGUCAUUCAUCAUCUGCUUUCUUUAGUGGCAGUAGCAUAUUCAAUGUUGAGUGGGGAAGGGCAGCUUUACACAUACAUGGUCCUGAUCUCUGAGACAACUACUCCAGGAAUCAAUUUGAGAUGGUAUCUUGAUGUAGCUGGUAUGAAAAGAUCCAAAGCUUAUCUCAUCAAUGGGGUUGUAAUAUUCCUUGCUUGGAUGGUUGCCAGAAUACUUCUGUUCAUUUAUUUGUUUUACCAUGUGUACUUGCAUUUUAAUCAGGUUGAGCGGAUGCACAUCAUUGGGCAGAUAUUGGUAGUUGUUGUGCCAUUGGUGCUAUCUGUUAUGAACUUGGUUUGGUUUGCAAAGAUUGUUAAAGGCUUGAGGAAGACAUUGGCAAAGAGGCAGUAAAUAAUCAGCAUAGUACAAUUUAUUGCAGAAAAGUGUAUAGAUUUCCCUGUUUAUAUUUGUCUCUCCUUUGCAUGUGGAUAUUAUAAACUGGAUCUGUUUUUGGUGUUAAUGUAGAUAUAUAAAAGCUGGUUCCGCUUCACGAGUAAGUUUUUAACUUAUACCUUUA